Molecule: messenger RNA, 4028 nt
Organism: Dendroctonus ponderosae (mountain pine beetle)
Lineage: Eukaryota; Metazoa; Arthropoda; Insecta; Coleoptera; Curculionidae
Gene: RhoGAP71E
Exons: 8
Coding region: 1-1740 (579 amino acids)
Biological process (GO): signal transduction
Molecular function (GO): GTPase activator activity
Source: RefSeq, a predicted model, not a curated record
AUGAGCACUUGGGCAGCGAGAAUGCAUAGGCGUGCGGCCACCUUUAGCAACGUAGUGACGUCCUGCGGACACCCGUCCGGCCCCUAUCCGAGACGGCUGGAGAAAGUCAAGUUUGGGGUACCGUUGGAGGAAGUUUGCAAAAGCGACAUUCCUGGACCUUUGCUGGUGUUAAUAUUGAAGUUAAACAAAGAGGCCCCAUAUCGAAAAGAUGUGUUCAGGGCGCCAGGCCAUCAGGGCGCAAUGAAAAAACUGAUUCAUUUCCUGCAAACCGGCCGUUUGGUGAACAUGGACAACUUCAGCGUGUACACGAUCGCCAGCGUGCUGAAGAAGUUUCUUCGGAAAGUACCGGGCGGCAUCUUCGGCAGGGACAUUGAGCAACGAUUUUUCGAAAUUUUCGAAAAUACAGCCGACGACCAGAAUUCCCCACGGGACGAGAUUUAUAGAAUAAUUACAAGCCUGCCGGUUUAUACGCAAAGACUGUUAGUCUUAUUGUUUGGUACAUUUCGAGUAAUCGCCUCUAAUAGCGAAAAAGCCGCCACUGGAAUGACCAGCGAAGCGCUGGGCGUUAGUGUGGCGCCCAGUUUUUUCCAUUCGUGUGUCAGUGAUGGGAAAACAGCCAGAAUGGAGGAUGUGAUGAAGUUUAAGGUUGCUUCAAAAGUGAUGAAACAUCUGAUCGAAGAGUUUGCUUCCUCGAACCUGUUUGGCAAAGACAAUUACGAGUAUUAUGCGCGAGUUACUGGCCGAGUGCUGCGAGUGCAAGGCGAGUGGAUUUGCUCCUUCCAGUAUCCUCCUACGAAGGGAAUGUUCCCGAAUGAGUACAUGGCUUUGGAACGAUAUCUACUAGCGCUGUCGCAAGGGGAAGAAUGCCAGUCGAGACCCGCUCUUCUCGAGGCCGGACUGCAGCCCCAAGUUAGCUCCUCCUCCUUGGGCAUGAUAGCCGAGCACACGCUUCUAGAAUCCUGCACCAGACUCUCCAUCUCUCUGGAACAGAAUGGGCUUUUCCAGAACAACACCUCUCAUUCUUCAAGCACCAGCCAUUCAUCGAAGUACAGUCACAAUGUCUGUUCCGGCCCGAAAAUGACUUUGGAAGAGCUCAAAGCUGUGAACACCUACGCGGAAAGCACUAGAAGUCUCAGCUACUUACCCCAGGUAGUGCACGAGCGGCAAACAGAGCGAAUGAAAACCCGAUCGCAAUGGUUUCUCGGCCCGUCUGUAGACUGCGAAAGUUGCGGCGGCUCGUUGGAUCUUCCCCUCAAUAAAGCCGACGUUUCUGUGCUUACCAAUGCGCUCCUGCGGCGGUCUUCAUCAGGGACUAUUGUGGGAGUGGCCGGAUUGUCUCUAAGCGCCGAGUCUAUCCAGAAACGACCCAGCGUAAAACGCGCCAAUUCCCGAGAUAAGCGAUACGUUCAGCGGUCCGCCAGCAGGAGAAACAAUAAGGAAAAUGGGUCUCGCUCCAGCAGUUUCAAAGGACGGAGCGAACGACGAGGGUCCAGCUCGCGCUCGAAUAGCUUCAAAAUUAAAUACGAGAACAUAUCCAGAUCGUGCAGCUUCAAGAACAAGACCGAGUUGUGCUCGUGCCCGAUCGAAACCGGGACGAAUGGGGACGAUGGUAAGUUAACCGAUCAGUUCAGGAAUUGUUUCUUGGUUGCGGCGGGCAGCAAAGAGGAUUCGCUCGGACCAGAACCGGCCAAAACCAAGGAAACAAUAUGUGUGACUCUCACGUACAAACCGCGCAUAUAAUUACGUUAAGGAAUUUGCAAGACUUACCACUACCACCUGAUUGCUGCUGCUUACCAAAUGUUGUUUGAUUUCGGUUUCGUUGAUUCGUUUCACUUAUUAGACUGAAUAUUUUUAGGUACUGUGGUUAAUUAGUGACCGUGACGAUAAUCAGUAAAAUACGCCUAUUUGGGUUUGUGGGUUUUUCGGUCAAUAGAUGGUGGCAAAAAUAAAACCCACUUUUCCACUAUAUUUAAGUCAUCCUCAGGGCUCUAUGAAGUUAGUGCCAUAUUUCCACCAAAUGUGCAGAAAGGGUACCGUUCGAGGUAGGUGUAUUUUUAGACUGUGAGAGUCUACUACACCUACCUACCUACCGACAUCGAACAUCGGCCCAUAAAAAAAAUUGUGUUUUAUUUUUGCCACCAUCUAUUGACCUAAAAACCCACAUACCUAAAUAGGCGUCUUUUACUGAUUUUUAGGUACAUUACUGAUUAUUUCAGCAGCACAUUGCUCAAACUGUUUUAUGCUGGGCGAUUCUUUGACGGGGGAUAUAACCACUAAACCGGCGGUAGAAUUUUCCUGAAUUAAUUUUCAAACUACUAUUCUACCACCAGCUUAAAAAGUGUGCACCUCCAAAGAAUCUGCUUGCAGAUGCAAGAAAAUUUGCGGGAAUUUGUUAGCGCGGGGAAACGCAUUUGAAAUGGCAGCAAUUUGUAUUAGAAAAAAAAAUGAUACGCUUAUUAAACUUAAGUGUGGCCCUUUUGUCGAACAGUUUAGAGUAUUGCGUUUUUCUCUGGUUGGUUUUUCGUUUAAGCAAAUUUAGUUCACAUUUUUGGUAUUUCAUGCAGGGUCGGCCACAAAGUUAGAUUUUCGAUUCUUUGAGCAAUUUAAUAUUCUCCCGCGGGGAAAAUGUUUGUACCGUAAACUAUUGAUGUUGGUGUGAUCUUAAACUUGUGGGUGUUUUUUUAAUUGAUCAAAUAUCACGGUACAUACCUUUACCAAGAAUUUCCAUUGUUCUCGGUAUUAUUAAGAUUAAAAUCGCGCGUACCUGGAAGACAUAAUAAAUUACGUUUGAAGCAUAGUUCUAUUAUCUUCGGCUGUAAGUUGAAUAAAUGACGAACAAGUCUUGUAAAAACCAGCUGAUGUAUGAAAGUUUUCGCAUUUAUGGACGUUUUUCUUAAUACCAACAGCUUCUGUAGAUGCUAAAACCUGUUCAUCGCCAAAUUAACUUCGAAAGACUGGCUAGGUCUGCAAAGACUAGUUUUUUCUAAAUGUAUACCAAGAGAGAGUAGAAAAGUUGUGUUCAUUAACCAAAGGUCAAACGCAAUGGAUGUAGUAAAGCAGUGUUUAGGCGUGACGAGUUGACUUCGUUUCGUAGCUUUAGCAGAAUGUGAAAUUGGAAGUCUGUCUGUACUGGUGCACCAGCAGUUUAUUAUUUCCCAUGUGCCAUAAACCAAAGCAUUCUGCUGGUGCUCAGAUUAUAUACUGUGUGUUUAAAGUUAGGUGAUUGUAUUGCAUUUACCGGAAAUUUGUCUCCUUGGAGCUCCAUGUGUAGAUAAUAGCCGAAUGUUUUCGCUGAUUUACUGUAAAUAGUAUUAAUUUUAUUAAUCGACUUAACUUAUUUUCCGUAACAUAUUUUAAUUAUUAUUAGCUUGUAAGAGAGACCAAAUUUUUUAACGAAUAUAUUGUUAAAAGUUUUGCAUUCCAAAAAACGCAUAUGCAUUUAUAUGUAUUUUAAUAAAUUUCUUUUUAACUUUUAUAAAAACAUUUACCUUGAAUAUUAUAAGGAUUAUAUAUAUUACUAUGAAGAACUAUUUUUAGGAGUUCUUUUUUUCGCCAUUUUUAAAAAAGAAUCGUAUUUGUACACAGUAUUUUCCUUUAUUGCACAAUAAUUUCGACUUCAUUAGUAGAUAUUGGGCGUAAGUAGCUUGUGGUUUAUUUAGUGCAAAAGAUCCAGGAAACGCCCUUAAAAUGCAACGUUGAGUGCAUUUCCCUGGCUGGACCGUUUUGCAAUUUUUUACGAACUAUAAGAUUGAUAACACCAAAUAUAGAGCUUAGACUUUACUCAGAGUGAUAUACGAACAGUAUUAACUUGAAGAGUAUCUGUAUCACUCUGAAGUAUACCAUUAUUGAUCGAUUGAAGAUCGGUGAAUGUGUAAUUUAAUUUAUGCGAAUUUUACAAUAAACUAUUGAAUGUAAAAUGGAUGUUAACAAAAUUUGAAAUGUAUUCUGGGCGGAAUGAGUGGUUCGCCAAAGAUGUUGUAGGUAUGUUAUUUUUGAUCUUAAACAUUUUAAUAAAGGUAUUAACGCCG